ACUCCCAUAAAAAAAAAAAACUUUCCGCACAUAAAUAGAUGCGUGAAUAAGAUCAGAUCGUGCACCAGACCCACAUUAUAACUUUGUCUUCUUGUCUCUCCUGCUAAGCGCCUCAACGAUGUCGGCACGCAGGCUUGAGGGCAAAAUCGUAAUAAUCACCGGCGGAGCGAGCGGGAUAGGCGCCGAGGCGGCAAGGCUGUUCGCGGAGCAUGGAGCUCGGGUCGUGGUCGUCGACGUACAGGAUGAACUUGGCCGAGAGCUGGCCGUCUCGAUCGGAGAAGACCGAGCCACUUACUACCACUGCGACGUCAGAGACGAGACUCAGGUCGAAAACGCCGUUAACUUCACCGUCCAAAAGCACGGCAAGCUCGACGUCCUUUUCAGCAAUGCCGGCGUCAUCGAGUCUCCGGUGAGCAUCCUCGACUUAAACCUCGACGAUCUUGACAGGACCAUUGCCGUCAACCUCCGCGGCUCGGCCGCAACCAUUAAGCACGCGGCUCGCGCCAUGGUUGCGAUGGGCACUCGCGGCUCGAUCGUUUGCACGACGAGCGUCGCGGCCGAGAUCGGGGGAACGGGCCCGCAUGGCUACACCGCGUCGAAGCACGCGCUUCUCGGGCUGGUGAAGUCGGCGUCGGGAGAGUUGGGGAAGCACGGGAUCAGAGUUAACGGCGUCGCGCCGUACGGAGUGGCAACGCCGUUAGUUUGUAACGCCUUCGGGUUGGAGCCGGAGCAGGUGGAAGAGAACAGCUGCGCGUCGGCGAAUCUAAAGGGCGUGGUGUUGAAGGCACGCCACGUGGCGGAGGCAGCUUUGUUUCUGGCCUCCGACGAGUCUGUUUACGUCAGUGGCCACAACUUGGCAAUCGACGGCGGUUUUAUAGCCGUCAAACAGUAGCUCCGCCGCCGUACAGAACCAAAUAAAAAGUUUUUUUUUAGGAACUUUUUAUAUUAUAUUUUAAUAUGAGGGUUUUGAUUUUUAUAUGAUAUAUAAAAAUAUAAUUUUAUAAGAGUCGAUAACUUGGGUGCAAGAGGGGGCUUUCCCAUGUGCAUUUUCUUGGAACGUGAGAUGUUGUAUUCUUCCAUGGAAACAUCCAUAUAUACAGCGAUAAUCUAAACAAUUCUUAACGUUGAUGAAUUAACAGAUCGUUCUGA
Molecule: messenger RNA, 1149 nt
Organism: Tarenaya hassleriana
Lineage: Eukaryota; Viridiplantae; Streptophyta; Magnoliopsida; Brassicales; Cleomaceae
Product: short-chain dehydrogenase reductase 3b-like
Exons: 2
Coding region: 119-892 (257 amino acids)
Source: RefSeq, a predicted model, not a curated record